UGGACGUUGGGUUUCUGUACAGCUCGUUUUAUGACUGAAUCUUUACUGCGAGAAUGUUUGAGUCGAGGGAGUACGUUUCGGAUUAUGAGUCCGAAACUUCCAGUAAUAUCGACCGUGGCAGUGAGAUAAGGUUGUUAUUUUUCUAUGAUUUUGUAAAAUACUUGUCUACUAAAUUGUGGUAGCCAAUCUGACAUACCUCCUUCUAAGGAUAAGGAGCUAUGGGAAAAACCUGUCAGGCCUCGUUUUCCAGCGUAUGGAAACUCGAAAGCGAUUUUGGAUGCAGAAAAUAAAAGAGCCUACAAUUCGACCAUACGACAUCACCUGCUAAACCUUAAUGCUUUCGAACGUCAUAAAAAGUUGGUGAAUGACUAUUUGCAAUAUUACGGUGGAUCAUGGAAGGACUUCCGACGUGACACGUAAUUUUGUCUCCUUGAUUACGUACAAUUUAUAUUACAGUUCAAAGGAUAAAACAGAUAUUGACGUUAUAAAAGAGCAUGGGAGGUUCUUGUGGUCAGAAGAAGAUGAAGCGACAUCAUGGUCUGACCGUCUUGCUAAAAAAUACUGGGAAAAACUAUUUAAAGAAUAUUGCCUUAUUGAUUUAUCACGCUACAAAGAAAAUAAGUUUGGUAUGAGAUGGAGAUUAGAAAAAGAAGUGAUCUCCGGUAAAGGUCAGUUCACUUGUGGGAAUGUAGCUUGCCCAGCUGGAUCUGAACGUCUUCGUAGUUGGGAAGUGAAUUUUGUUUAUCAAGAACGUGGUGAACGACGUAAUGCUUUGGUUAAAAUACGUUUGUGUCCUCCUUGUUCUGAAAAGUUGAAUUAUCGAUAUCGGAGGCGAGAUGUUACCGGUAAACAAUUAAAUUCACAUCAAGGUGACGAUGAACGCAUCACCAGUCAACAAGGAACAAAUAAUGGUGAUGAUAAUAAUAUAGACUCUUCAAGUACUUCCCCGUCCUCAAAGCGUCCACGUAUUGAUGACACUAACGAUAAUAAUUAUGAUAAUGUCAAAGCGUUAUCAUCUGAAGAGAAAUCUGCUGAUCUGAAUUCAAUAUGGUGUUGUACAUCAAGUCAAUCGGGACAGAAUAGCAGUAAAAGAUCCUCAAUUACUUCUACCGCUACGGGUAGUGGUGUUGGUACCAUCAAAACACAAGAUGAUGAAUUUGAUGAAUAUUUUGCCGAUAUGUUAAUGUAACUUAGUGAUUAUACUGCUAUUAUCACUUUUUGCUUCCACUUUCCAUCUUCCUCUCUCUUGCACACACAUUUACAUACACAAAUACCAAUCAUUCUGUACAGAUACUAUGUAUAAUUUUCUUUCAUGCUUUAUGCUACUGUUUCAUAUAGGUUCGGUCUAAACUAUGCUUACUGGUAAUUAUGUUAGCCUUAGUCAAAUUUUAAUUGCCUGUAUAUUGUGUUUUACUUAUGUACUGUUCAGUAUGUUAACAUUCAAAAGACCUUAUACUUAUCUAAUUCUGAUAUAUUAAAAACGGUUGUUGCAUUUUUCUUUUGUAAAUUUAGUACAAAUAAUUCCUAUUUAUUCUUUUAUUUGAAGUUGUAUGUGCGUCUGUGUCUGCCCUCUUGUUUGGUGUAUCGGUUAUACGCAAUUGAAAUACAACAAAUAAUCAUUUG
Messenger RNA from Schistosoma curassoni, 1623 nucleotides. The record is from the annotation of a GenBank genome assembly. Lineage: Eukaryota; Metazoa; Platyhelminthes; Trematoda; Strigeidida; Schistosomatidae.